Molecule: messenger RNA, 1140 nt
Organism: Cutaneotrichosporon cavernicola
Lineage: Eukaryota; Fungi; Basidiomycota; Tremellomycetes; Trichosporonales; Trichosporonaceae
Gene: RAI1
Exons: 6
Coding region: 1-1140 (379 amino acids)
Biological process (GO): nuclear-transcribed mRNA catabolic process; NAD-cap decapping
Cellular component (GO): cytosol; nucleus
Molecular function (GO): mRNA 5'-diphosphatase activity
Source: RefSeq, a predicted model, not a curated record
AUGCAAGUCGCAUCCCUCGGCCUCCCACCGGCCCAACUCCCCCCGCCCCCCGCGUACCGCAAACCAGUGCUGGUCACGACGUACUCGCACCUCCCGGACCGACACCUCGAACCCGGCGACGCGAGCAUGGCCUACUUCCGUCCCGGGGGCGCCCUCCCCGGCUCUGACCUGGCCUACGGAUUCGACGAGCGGAUCGAGCGGGACGAGCGUCUGGAAGAGCACCUCGAUGGCAUGUGCUGGGCCCUCGGACGCGGCGGGGAACGUAAAGGCGGCGUCGUGAGCUGGCGCGGGAUGAUGACUCGAAUCAUGACUGCCCCAUUUGAAGACCGGGAAGGAUGGGAGAUGCGAGCUCUAGCCCUCGACGGGAGCGUGUACCUCGAAAUAUGGGAGGACCGGGACAGUGCCGACUAUAGCUACAAGAUGAAGGAAAACGCGCAGUGGGCGCUACAGAGUUACAUGGGAUAUGCGUAUGAGGCGUACGCGACGAUCCCCGAGGCCGAGGACGGACCGGAGGGAUGGUCGGGGACCGUCAAUACGAAUGUCCAGUGGUGCAACGUCGUGCGCUCUGCAAUCGGUGACGUGCCACUCUUCCUGGGCGGAGAGGUAGACUGUGUGCGCGGGCCUGUUGGUUCCCCAAACCCCGGCCUCGACGCGACGGUCGAGCUCAAGACAAACAAGGUCAUCAACUCGGAACGGGCAGACAAGAUCUUCCUCAAGAAGCUUCUCAAGCACUGGGCGCAGAGCUUUCUGCUGGGAGUCCCGACUGUCGACGUCGGCUUCCGUACCGACGCCGGUAUCCUUGAGAGCCGGCACGAGUUCGAAACUGCGACGUUACCCGCCCUAGCCGCACGCGGCGGUGCGAACUGGACCCCAGCACCCUGCCUGCACUUCCUGUCCGCUGUGCUGUCGAUGCUGGUCCGCGAAGUGCUCCCCACCGACCCUGUGGUGACCGGCGCGGCAGACGGGCUAGAGGAGGGCGAUCUCCCACCCGCCCACCUCUUCAGUCUGCGGUUUACGCCGCGGCGUGGGGUCGAGCUCGUCUCGCUCGGCGAGACAGUGCCCGAGCCGGGACAACGGUGGGGCGGGAUCCUGCCUGCAGACUAUGUUGCGUGGCGAUUAGGGCUCGGAGGGCCUGAGUGA